This is a messenger RNA of Saxophila tyrrhenica, 1446 nucleotides long. RefSeq names its product stearoyl-CoA 9-desaturase (gene OLE1). Gene Ontology annotation, molecular function: heme binding; iron ion binding; stearoyl-CoA 9-desaturase activity. Gene Ontology annotation, biological process: unsaturated fatty acid biosynthetic process. The coding region runs from base 1 to 1446 and encodes 481 amino acids. The transcript has a single exon. Gene Ontology annotation, cellular component: endoplasmic reticulum membrane. The record is from RefSeq and is a predicted model, not a curated record. NCBI's taxonomy places the organism in Eukaryota, Fungi, Ascomycota, Dothideomycetes, Mycosphaerellales, Extremaceae.
AUGCCUUCGCAUCAGCCCACGGCCGGCAUGAUGGCCGUCGAUCCUCUGAAGCUAUCAUCACAGCCGCCGGCGACUGCAUCACCACAAGAGCCCAACCGCAACCCCAAAUACGACCCCAAGAAGUCACACAUCACGGAGACGCCCUUGACGAGGAAGAACUGGUACAAGCACGUCAACUGGCUCAAUGCCAUCCUCAUCGUGGGCAUCCCAAUUUCUGGCUGCAUUGCUGCGCUCUGGACGCCUUUGCGGUGGCAGACGCUGGUCUUCGCUAUUGCCUACUACUUCGCCACCGGGUUCGGAAUCACAGGCGGUUACCAUAGGUUAUGGGCACACUCUUCAUACUCUGCAUCAACACCUCUUAAGAUCUUCCUCGCUGCUGUUGGUGGCGGUGCUGUUGAGGGCUCCAUCAGAUGGUGGGCUCGGGACCACCGUGCACACCAUCGCUACACCGACACCGACAAGGACCCGUACAGCGUCCGCAAGGGCCUGCUCUACUCCCACUUCGGCUGGAUGAUCAUGAAGCAGAACCCGAAGAGAAUCGGCCGCACCGACAUCUCGGACCUCAACGACGACUGGGUUGUUGUCUGGCAGCACAAGCACUACCUCAAGGUCGUCCUCUUCAUGGGUCUAAUCUUCCCCAGCAUCGUCUGCGGUCUGGCGUGGGAUGACUGGCUGGGCGGAUUCAUCUAUGGUGGCAUUCUGCGCAUCUUCUUCGUCCAGCAGGCCACCUUCUGCGUCAACUCGCUUGCCCACUGGCUCGGCGACCAGCCAUUCGACGACCGCAACUCCCCCCGCGACCACGUCAUCACUGCGCUCGUCACUCUUGGUGAGGGCUACCAUAACUUCCACCACGAGUUCCCGUCCGACUACCGCAACGCCAUCGAGUGGCACCAGUACGACCCGACCAAGUGGACCAUCUGGCUCUGCAAGCAGGUCGGCCUUGCCUACGACUUGAAGCAGUUCCGCUCCAAUGAGAUCGAGAAGGGCCGUCUGCAGCAGAUGCAGAAGAAGCUCGACCAAAAGCGCGGCAAGCUUGACUGGGGCGUUCCACUGGAGCAGCUCCCCGUCAUGGAAUGGGAUGACUACGUCGACCAGGCCCAGAACGGCCGCGCUCUCGUCGCUGUCGCCGGUGUUGUCCACGACGUCACUGACUUCGUCGCCGACCACCCCGGUGGCAAGGCCAUGAUCCGCUCCGGCAUCGGCAAAGACGCAACCGCCAUGUUCAACGGCGGCGUCUACAACCACAGCAACGCAGCACACAACCUGCUCUCAACCAUGCGCGUGGGCGUCAUCCGCGGCGGCAUGGAGGUGGAGAUCUGGAAGCGAGCGCACAACGAGAACAAGGACACGAUGGUCGUCAAGGACAAGGACGGCAACCGCAUCGUGCGCGCUGGCGCUCAGGUGACGAAGGUGUUUGAUCCUCCGGCGAGCGCGGGCGCUGCGUGA